Molecule: messenger RNA, 2200 nt
Organism: Myxocyprinus asiaticus (Chinese sucker)
Lineage: Eukaryota; Metazoa; Chordata; Actinopteri; Cypriniformes; Catostomidae
Product: gastrula zinc finger protein XlCGF8.2DB-like
Exons: 3
Coding region: 267-1418 (383 amino acids)
Biological process (GO): regulation of DNA-templated transcription
Molecular function (GO): RNA polymerase II cis-regulatory region sequence-specific DNA binding; DNA-binding transcription factor activity, RNA polymerase II-specific
Source: RefSeq, a predicted model, not a curated record
AAAGGUAGAUCAUUGAAAUGAAACACUGUCCCUUUAAGAGAAACGUCCACAUCAGUUCCGUCUCCUUUUUUCUUUACAUUACACUCAGUGCGCCUGGAGGGAGAUCUGGUCUUCUGAAGAUCCAUACAAUUUCCACCUUCACUGAAGCCACUCCCACAAGAAUUCCCCAAUAAAUACUGUGAAUAUUCCCACUAUCCUACAAGAGAAGUGCUUCAGACCAGCAGGAAGAACUCCAGGUGCAACAACUGAAAUCUGUGUGAUAUAAUAUGGAAAAAUUUGAGGACAUGAGUGAUCCAGAAUCGUGCAGAAUGAAACAUGAAGAUAUUGAGGAACAAAGAGACAUGAUGGAAUGGCAAGAGGGACAUCAAGACGAGAAACAUCAUUACAUCAUAACAGGAGACAGCGAUUUUAGUUGCUCAGAGACUUUGCAUUUCUCACAUGAAACAGAAGCUGAAAACUCUUUGAUCUGCAUUCAGUGUGGAGAGACUUUUGCAUGUCAAGACAACCUUGAGAUGCAUUUAACAAUUCACAUUAGAGAGAGACCUUACGCGUGCCUUCACUGUGAAAAGAGUUACACAUGUAAAGCACAUCUCAAUAGACACAUGAGAAUUCACACUGGAAAGACACCUUACACAUGUCCUCUGUGUGGAAAGAGCAUCACACAAAAAGAAAACCUUAAGAUUCACAUGAGAGUUCACACCGGAGAGAAGCCUUAUAUGUGUCUUCAGUGUGGGAAGAGUUUUGCACGUAAAGAAGGCCUUAAGGUUCAUAUGAGAACUCACACAGAAAUCACAGAGAAGGGUUUCAUCUGCCCCGAGUGUGGAAAGUGCAUCUCAAAAAAAGAAAACCUUAAGAUUCACAUGAGAAUUCACACCGGAGAGAAGCCUUACACAUGCCCCCAGUGUGGACAGGGGUUUGUAUGUCAAAAAAAUCUUAGGAAGCACAUGAAGAUUCACAGCGGAGAGAAGCCUCACGCAUGUCAUCUUUGUGAAAAAAGUUUCUCCGAAAAAACAAAUCUCAAAUAUCACAUGCGCAGUCACUCUGGUGAAAAGCCAUUUAAGUGCGAUCAGUGCGGUAAACGUUUUACAACGACAUCACGUCUGACAACACACCUGCAAGUUCAUACAAAUGAGAAGCCGCACUGGUGUUCUGAUUGUGGAAAGUUUUUUUCACGAUUGGACAAUUUGAAAGAUCACCAGAAAAGACAUGCUGGUGUAAAAGAUCAUGUGUGCUCUGAGUGUGGGAAGGCCUUUACUUCAGCCAGCCAACUGAAUAAGCACAGGAGAAUUCAUACUGGAGAAAAACCUUACAAGUGCCCACAUUGUGAAAAGUGCUUCAGUUGGCCAGAAAACGUGAAAAUACAUCAGAGAGUGCAUAAUAGAGAGAAACAAUUCCAGCAUUCGGUUUCAUCAGAAUAAUCCGAGUCUUUGCACCCAUUUAGAAAAAACAUUGUCAAAUGUUGUCACUAGGGAUGCACGGAUGUAUCGGACACCAAUAUUUAUCGGUCAAUUACAUUUACAUUUAUGCAUUUGGCAGUCGCUGUUAUCCAAAGCGACUUGCAGUGCAUUCAAGGUAUACAUUUGAUCAAUUUUGUGUGUUCCCUGGCUGGGAAUUAAACCCAUGAUCUUGGUGUUGCUAGCACCAUGCUCUGCCAGUUAAGCUACAGGAGACACAUUUUUGACCAAUUUAAAAUCAUCGGUCAUAAAAUGCUGAUAUGAAAAAUCCAUUAUUUAUUUAUAAUUUAUUUUGUGCAUUUAUUGCUUUGUAUACAGUUUACAAUAAUUUUUUCUAUAUGUAAUAUAAAUAAAUACAGAACAAAAAAUAUCAGUCCAUAAUAUAUCUGCAAGCGGCAAUUAUCGUGGUCCAAGUAGUUUGGAAAGGUGGAGAAAAUGACCAUAAUUGCCACAUUUUAAGGAACAGAUCUGUCAGAGGCAAUUAAGUAAUUUCAUUACUUCGCCAUUUUGAGUUUUCUUUACAUUUUAAUUUUUUUUUGCAUGUAUACCAUCUAGAGACCGCAUGACAAAAAGUUAUCAAAUUCAUUUCGACUUAUAAUUUAAAAAAAGAAGCAUUGUUAUGACCAAGUUAGUGUAUAUUUCUCAGACAUUUCCUUGUCUUUCUGGAAAAUGAUUAUUGUUAACAUAAGGUGAAAAUAAAGAUUCCUAUGAUCCCUCUUUUGCAAUUAUGAACUAUGACUGGUUGA